AUGGCGUCGAGAGCGAAGCCAUUGGGCGGAGCAGCAGUGGGCGACGGUCUAAAAUUAGGCGAAGUGGUAUAUUGCUUGGGGCACGUGUGCGCCUGCAAAGGGCAAGGUGGAAUAAGCAGCAGCCUGGGUCCCUGCCCGCCUCAAUCUCGUCCCUCACCACUCGCAGCCCAGGGCCGGUCGUACAUUCUUCCUAGACGGGCGCCUUUCCACGUGGAGGUGCAUUGGCUAUACGUUUCCGGCCCAUUGUUUUUGCGCGCGUCUGCUGCCGUCGCCUGGGGGGCCUGUGAAGGGAUUGGUGCCGGCCCAGCCAACAGCGACAGACUGCCGGGCGCUGCGCAGACACACACACACACGCCCGUCACUGCUGGCCUUGUACCCACCUGCAGUGCUGGUGGUGGUGGUAAUAGCAGCGGCAAUGGUGAUGGUGGUGGUGGUGGUGGUGGUUGUGCUGCUCGAUGCAUGCAUAUACCUGUCACUUUGUCCAUGUGUUGUGCAGUCACGUCAAAUCAAGGCUGGGUGCAGUGGGUGCAGCCCGCCUUGCCAAAGGGCCUUUCCCGGCGGCCUGGUUUGACCAGCUGGCGGAACAAGAGAGGAACAAGGAACCGGGGACGACUCCGCGGUCGAUCCGACUCUGGGUUCGUCUGGAUAAUGGCAGGCCCCGUGCUGGCGCUGGAAGGCUGA
Bipolaris maydis ATCC 48331 is the source of this 681-nucleotide messenger RNA. The record is from RefSeq and is a predicted model, not a curated record. NCBI's taxonomy places the organism in Eukaryota, Fungi, Ascomycota, Dothideomycetes, Pleosporales, Pleosporaceae.